CACUGGAGGAGCAGAGAGGCUGAGACCAAUCCAGAGACCAACAGCUCCCACGCUGAAGCUUGACUCCUCUCGCUGCAACAUGAAGGUCUCCGCUGCCCUCCUGUGCCUGCUGCUCACAGUAGCUGCCUUCAGCACCGAGGUGCUCGCCCAGCCAGAUGCAAUUAACUCCCAAGUCACCUGCUGCUAUACAUUCACCAAUAAGAAGAUUCCCAACCAGAGGCUGACGAGCUACAGAAGAGCCACCAGCAGCAAGUGUCCCAAAGAAGCUGUGAUUUUCAAGACCAUCCUGGGCAAGGAGAUAUGUGCAGACCCCAAGCAGAAAUGGGUCCAGGACUCCAUAAACCAUCUCAACAAGAAAAACCAAACUCCGAAGCUUUGAACACUCAUUCCACAACCCAAGAAUCUGAAGACAAUUUGUGUUCUGGCUUUCCCUAACUGCCCUCUGAUAUUACCUUAUUAUAAUUUUAAAGAGUAUGAACUUUAUUGAUAUGAAACAUGAUGCCUUAAGUAAUGUUAAUCUUAUUUAAGUUAUUGAUGCUUUAAGUUUAUCUUCCAUGACUACUAGUGUUUUUUUGUUUUUGUUUUCUUUUUGGUUGUUUGUUUGUUUUUAUGGAGAUUUGAGCAAAUUUCUUUCCUCUGUGAAUCUCAAUUCUACCCCUGGGAUGGUGGAAGAGUCCUCACAAGAAUGAUUAAUGCAAGAACUUUUGGUUUUACAUUCUAAGUCAUUGCUAAAACUGCUAUUGUGGAAAUAUAUAUUAUGUAACUAUUGAAAAAAUACACAUAUAUAUUUUUGUACAAAA
Molecule: messenger RNA, 800 nt
Organism: Odocoileus virginianus texanus
Lineage: Eukaryota; Metazoa; Chordata; Mammalia; Artiodactyla; Cervidae
Product: C-C motif chemokine 2
Biological process (GO): eosinophil chemotaxis; immune response
Cellular component (GO): extracellular region
Molecular function (GO): chemokine activity
Source: RefSeq, a predicted model, not a curated record